UUUCACAGUGAUUUCACAGAUUUUCAAGACAGUUGCACUCAGUGUGGACCGGUGUUGCACUAGUUUUCCCAGUGGAAAACGCUAUAAUAAUAAGUGAUGACACUGGGAGAGGGAACCGUGUUGUUGUUGUUGGUCUGAUUGUUGGCUCCCGAUCCAAUCACUGGAUCGACACGGCCAAAAGGGAACCGUGUAUUACGAGAUACCCGGUAUAACGUAUAACGUGCACUCGGCAUGCGCACUGCCUCGUGGUUGGUUGGCAAGGAUCUCGGCAACGUGCACCGCACGUUGGCACGUUACGAGGGACGAAACGUUUGGGCGACCGAUCUCGUUGGAUUACCGGACCCUCCACACAAAUCCGCGCCGCCGACGACGAUGAGCAACGAACUUACGUUAGACGAGUUUCCCGCUUUGGGGUCGAGACAUGUUUACAUCAGGGACAAGGCUGCGCUCCAGAGGACGAUAAAUACGUUACGGCAGGGCGGCGCGAACAAUCUGCAAGUUGUCACGGAUUUCGACUUAACCAUUACGAAGCAACACAUAAACGGCAGGCAUGUACUGAGUAGCUUUGGAAUGUUCCGAAAGUGCAAGCAAUUGCCACAGCAGUAUUUGGACGAGGCCAAGCAUCUGUACAACAAGUACAGACCCAUGGAGAUAGACCCAGACAUGCCGGUGAGCGAGAAGGCGGACGCUAUGCGCGAUUGGAUGACCGCCGCGCAAAACUUAUUAAAGGGUAUCGAGUUCGAUUCUCACGAAUUGGAGGAGGUAGCCCGCACGUUCGACGACAUAUUGCGCGACGGCACCGAAGAACUUUUUGAGAAACUGUACAACGCGAGUAUACCAAUCGUAGUGUUUAGCGCCGGUCUGGGCGACAUAGUGGAGGCUGUGUUGAGGUACCACAAUGCUCUCUUCGAUAAUGUAAAAGUAAUCUCCAACUUUCUCAAGUAUAACGGAAAUCAAUUGGAUGGAUUUAAGAACGACGUGCUCAUACACGUGUAUAACAAGAAUGAGUGCGCGCUGGCGAAAGAUUAUCUGAAGAUACUUCAAAAGAGACAGAAUGUGUUGCUGAUGGGCGACACGAUCGGUGACGCCAGCAUGGUGGAGGGAAUAGAGGACACUAACGUGAUCCUGAAAAUCGGAUUCCUUUACGAGCACGUGGAGGCUAGCUUGGACUCGUUUAUGGAACACUUCGACAUCGUGCUCGUCGACGAUCAGACGAUGCGGGUGCCGAUGGAGAUACUGCAAUCCGUCUUGUAAUACCGCCUAAGUCGAUGCUCUCUCUCUCUCUAUUGUUUUUAUCCGCGUGUACAUGUGCGCAUCUACAAAGGUGUAAACGUCACGCAGACGUGAUCGCUCCGUAACUCAAAAUACGGAAAAUAACUUAUUUUACAAUCUUAACAUAUCUUGCAACGUAAAUUUCCGAGUAUAUUUUUAAUAAUGGCGUAUUGGCGCAAUGCGGAUAAGCUGGAGUUAUUGCUAUAAGUUGACGCUGGUAAAAGAUAUAUAUUUUGACGGUGUGUGCGUUUUAAACUUUUUCUUUAACUUAAGCUGACAAGUCCGGAGACGUACCGUUUAUAAAUUUUAUAAAUCUACAUGUGCGCGAGUGUGCGCGGCUGAUCGCGAUAUAUGAUGUAGUGUCGUCUAUAUUGUAAUGUUGAUCGAAGUUGGAACUUUGCGCGAACACUCAGCACUGUGGUGUCGACACCGAAGUAUAGAACAUUCUGUAUUUUUAUCAAGUACUUUUGCCAGUUGUAUCUAACGCUAGUAUCCCAAAAUGUUACAACUACUGCGUCAGAAAAAAGGGAUGAAUAUCUUGAUUCUUAAUUCUAAGCGCUCGAAUUGUAAAUCUCUAGAGAUCAAGGUUAAUGUCCAAUUAUGCUCAAUGUUAAGCAGUCAGAUUGUUGAAAAUUAAGUGUUAAGUCUCUUAAAGAAUUAAAUAAGCGUGAGAGAA
Molecule: messenger RNA, 1948 nt
Organism: Vollenhovia emeryi
Lineage: Eukaryota; Metazoa; Arthropoda; Insecta; Hymenoptera; Formicidae
Gene: cN-IIIB
Product: 7-methylguanosine phosphate-specific 5'-nucleotidase
Exons: 5
Coding region: 232-1254 (340 amino acids)
Cellular component (GO): cytoplasm
Molecular function (GO): 5'-nucleotidase activity; magnesium ion binding
Source: RefSeq, a predicted model, not a curated record